Messenger RNA from Hydra vulgaris (swiftwater hydra), 1421 nucleotides. Its product is annotated as fumarylacetoacetase. Gene Ontology annotation, molecular function: fumarylacetoacetase activity. The record is from RefSeq and is a predicted model, not a curated record. Lineage: Eukaryota; Metazoa; Cnidaria; Hydrozoa; Anthoathecata; Hydridae. Gene Ontology annotation, biological process: homogentisate catabolic process; L-tyrosine catabolic process; L-phenylalanine catabolic process.
GUCUUGUAAUCCUUUUUCGUGAAAAUAUAUUUGGGUAUAAGUCAUACAAAGAUUUGGUAUAUUUAAUUAAAGAAGAAAUGUCUUUUAUUCCUGUUACUGAGGAUAGUCAUUUUCCUAUACAAAAUCUUCCUUAUGGUAUUUUUUCUACUAAUGGAACGGAUCCUCGCAUUGGCGUUGCAAUUGGUGAUCAUGUAUUAGAUUUAAGUAAAGUUAAGCAUUUGUUUGAUGGUCCAGAACUAAAAAAUAAGCAAGAUGUAUUUGCACAGACAACUUUAAAUGCAUUUAUGUCUCUUGGGAGGGCAGCUUGGAAAGAAGCUAGAGCAACAUUGCAAAAACUUCUCUCAAAAGACGAGGUUAUUUUACAAAACGAUCAUUCACUGAGAGAAAUAGCAUUGGUUCAUCAAAGUCAAGUAAAAAUGCAUCUACCUGCUAAAAUUGGUGAUUACACAGACUUUUAUUCUUCUCGGGACCAUGCAACAAAUGUAGGAAUCAUGUUUAGAGGAAAAGAUAAUGCCCUUAUGCCAAAUUGGCUGCACUUACCAGUUGGUUACCAUGGAAGAGCUUCCUCAGUUGUUGUAUCUGGUACUCCAAUUAGAAGACCCUGUGGCCAAUCAAGCAUUGAUGAAAUUACUCCAGUUUUUGGACCAUGUAAAAUUUUGGAUUUUGAACUUGAAAUGGCAUUUUUUUGUGGACCUGGAAAUAGUCUUGGUGAAACAAUUACUGCUGAAAAUGCAAAUGAUCACAUAUUUGGUUUUGUAAUCAUGAAUGAUUGGAGUGCUCGAGAUAUUCAAAAAUGGGAAUACUUGCCGCUUGGUCCAUUCACAGCAAAAAACUUUGGUACUACUAUUUCACCAUGGGUUGUAACUGUUGAUGCUCUUGAACCUUUUCUAUUAGAAAAUAUUUUACAGGUUCCAGAGCCAAUGCCAUAUUUGCGUCACAGUGACCCUUUCCGGUUUAAUAUUGAGCUUACAGUUUCUAUAAAAGGAGAAGAUAUGACUGAACCUGGUAUUGUUUGUCAAUCAAACUUCAAGCAUAUGUAUUGGACGCCAAAACAACAGUUAGCUCACCACACCGUUACUGGAUGCAAUAUUCAACCUGGUGAUUUAAUGGGAUCAGGAACAAUAAGUGGACCAGAUCAAUCGUCAUUUGGAAGUAUGCUCGAGUUGUCGUGGAAAGGUACUCGAGAUGUUCUACUCGGAAACGGUCAUUCUCGAAAGUUUCUAAAAGACGGUGAUAAUGUGAUAAUGACCGGUUGUGCCGUAGGAAAUGGUUACAGAGUUGGUUUUGGUGAAUGCACUGGAACUAUUUUGCCUGCUCAUUCUUACUAAGCACGUGUUUUGUUCUAUCGCAUUCUCGUCGUAACUCUCAUGCAGUUCUUCACGCGCACAUUUUCAUAUUUUUGAGUAUAUUUUGUAAAAUGA